AUGAAGAAAAUGAAAUCAAGGUGGCACUUAAAAAUCUACAUAAUUCUAAAGAUAUGACUGAUGAAUUUUUGAAAGAAGUAAUAGCUCAUGGAAUAACAAAUUCUAAUGAUUUUAUUAUACAAUGCUAUGGAAUUACCAAAGAUCCUAAUACUAAUAACAAUAUUAUGGUAAUGGAAUUUGCAGAAGGUGGAAGUUUACAUGAGGACUUAAUGCUAAAUUUUGAUAAAAUUACUUGGCAAACAAAGUUGGAAAGAUUAUAUUGUAUUGCAACAGGAACUCUUUUCUCUUUACGAGAAAAUGAAUGGUAUUCGCCACAAUUAUGCUUCUAA
Molecule: messenger RNA, 329 nt
Organism: Diversispora eburnea
Lineage: Eukaryota; Fungi; Glomeromycota; Glomeromycetes; Diversisporales; Diversisporaceae
Source: the annotation of a GenBank genome assembly